CCAGUCGGUGGCGGUAAUGCACCUUUAGGUUGGUUUGCCAACUGCCAGAAAACCUUAAAGAAGAAGAAGAAGGUGAACGGCGCGGAGUUGGUAGUCAUAAUGGCUGGUCAAGAGCAAGUAGUUGUUUUCAAAAAGGAAACCGUCAGUAAACUUUUGAUGCAGUUCUUCAAGGACGACAAAAGUAAAGCAGUCAGCAACGAUACUGUCAGUCUCAUGGCUGAGAUGCUCAGAAUUUUCGUUAUCGAAGCAACACGCAGAACAAUAAAACAAGCAGAGAAUGAGGACUGUGUUGGUGUGGAUUUGGAGCAUGUUGAGAGAAUUUUGCCUCAGCUGGCAGUCAUCUUUAUAUGUUUCAUUGGAACAGCACCAAACAAAAGUUCCAGCAUCAUCUCCUUGGUCAAUGCAGAUUCAUGAUUCAUCACUGAAUAUAACUUUCAUCCAAUCACCCACAGUCCACGACUCCUUCUCUUUAACCCCUCUGUAACCUUGUUUUCUUCUGUUUAGGUGUUAAUGAUGGUUAACGUUUGGCUUUUCUGUAUGUAAAUCCCAUUUCCU
Messenger RNA from Neoarius graeffei (lesser salmon catfish), 555 nucleotides. RefSeq names its product centromere protein X (gene cenpx). The record is from RefSeq and is a predicted model, not a curated record. The transcript is spliced from 5 exons. Gene Ontology annotation, biological process: replication fork processing; kinetochore assembly; resolution of meiotic recombination intermediates. Gene Ontology annotation, cellular component: FANCM-MHF complex; Fanconi anaemia nuclear complex. Bases 100 to 414 code for a protein of 104 amino acids. Gene Ontology annotation, molecular function: protein heterodimerization activity. Lineage: Eukaryota; Metazoa; Chordata; Actinopteri; Siluriformes; Ariidae.